UCUUCUUUGCUAGAAAUAACCAAAUCUACCAGAUUUUUUAAGUCGAAUAUGUGGGAUCAAAGACCUAGUUUCAGGUUUGAGAUAGAUAACUUCUCGGACAAGAAAGCUGUCAUAACGUCUAAGGAUUUCGUGGCUGGCGGAUGCGAAUGGUAUCUUGCAGUUCAUCCCAAGGGAAAUUACAAUGAUCAGUUGUGUUUGUUUCUCUACGUUGCAAAUCGUAAAUCCUUGCGAACUGGUUGGAACAGAAGUGCUAAAUAUUAUUUCCUAGUGUUGAAUGAUUCCAACAAAAAACUCUAUAAAUCAUCAAUAUUGGGAAAGACGUUGUUUUGCGCUGAGAAUCCAGCACGGGGUACCCGAAAGACGUUGCCUCUAAGCAAGUUUCAGGAAAAAGGGUUUUUGGAGAAGGACAAACUCAUCAUUGAAGUCUACAUUAAUGUUGUUGAAGCUUUCGAUGGAAAAGGCGAGGAGGACAUCAAUGGUUUUCAAGUUUUUGCUGCUCAUGUUGCUUCAGUGAAAAAGAUAUUCGCAGAGACAGAAUACAAGAAUACUCUAAGCAACGCUUGCAGCAAGUUGAGUGAUCUUGCGGAAGUAGGAGUCAAGCUGGACUGGUUGAAGUCAAAGUUUGAUGAAGUUUCCUUCAAGAGGAAGAACGCAGACGACGGUGCUGAUGAUGAGUCUCUGGUCCAACAACUCGAGGAACGCAUCAAGAAUCUUGAACUAAUGGUAUCAGGCUUCAAGAAGGACUGUUCCAAGUCAAAGUCCAAUAUGAAGAAAUCACAUGCUGCUGAUGAGUGUCGUUUCCAAAAACUUGAAGAAAGCGUCAAGAAUCUUGAGCUGAUGGAAUUAGGGUUGAAACUGGACAGUUUGAAGUCGAAGCUUGAGGAGGUUUCCUUGGAGAAGAAGAUAUCACAUGAUGCUGAUGAGUCUCGGGCCAAACUACUCGAGGGACGUGUCAAGAACAUUGAGCUAAUGGAAACAGCCUCUAAGCUGGACAGUUUGAAGCUGAAGCUUGAGGAAAUUGCCUUCGAGAGGAAGAAAUCAUAUGAUGCUGAUGAGUCUCGGGUCCGACAACUCGAGGAACGCAUCAAGAAUAUUGAGCUGAUGGAUUUAGGAUUCAAGCUGGACUGUGUGAAUACGAAGCUUGAUAAUGCUGACGAGUCUCGAGUCCAACAAUUCGAGGAACGUUUAAGGGACAUGUCAAGGAAUGUGGGAUUCACGCUAAAUUUUUUGAAUACAAAGAUCGAGGAAGUGUCCUUAGAGAGGAAGGAAUCUGAUGAUGCUCGGUUCCAACAACUUGAGGAAAGCGUCAAUAACAUUGAGCUUAUGGUGUCGUCUCUCGAAGAUGAACUAGACAAGAAGAAGGAUAAACCUUCUAAUGAUGGAUUUUGGUUGGUCGACUAGGUUUUUCUUGAUGUAGAGAUCAAGAUUUUUGUUUAUUGA
Brassica oleracea var. oleracea is the source of this 1440-nucleotide messenger RNA. RefSeq names its product MATH domain and coiled-coil domain-containing protein At2g42475-like. Lineage: Eukaryota; Viridiplantae; Streptophyta; Magnoliopsida; Brassicales; Brassicaceae. The record is from RefSeq and is a predicted model, not a curated record. Gene Ontology annotation, molecular function: protein binding. The transcript has 4 exons. Bases 49 to 1401 code for a protein of 450 amino acids.